This is a messenger RNA of Mycetomoellerius zeteki, 1011 nucleotides long. RefSeq lists its product as uncharacterized. The transcript has a single exon. The record is from RefSeq and is a predicted model, not a curated record. The coding region runs from base 1 to 1011 and encodes 336 amino acids. Lineage: Eukaryota; Metazoa; Arthropoda; Insecta; Hymenoptera; Formicidae.
AUGGAUAGUCUACGGUCUCAGAUCACUAUACAAAUGAAUCGUUUUCUAAUGAUUCAGAACGCGGCGGAGGACGCGUCUGAAGAUGUUUCCAACGCGCGAUCUCGACAUUUGGUGAGUACUCGACUCGAGAUCUUGGAGGCCAACUGGGCCAAGUUUCAAACGGCUCACGAAUUAUGUCAAAUGAGCUUGGAAAACCUCCAUGAGGAGGCUUAUAUUAAACACCGGACAUACGAGCGGUGUCAGGAAUUCUACAUACAGGCAAGAGCCACCCUGCUUGAGCAACAAGAGACGGUGGAUGCCUCGAAUUCCAGCUCACGGCGGUCGGACACAAUCAUACCGGAAGCGCGUCCUGGUGGCUUCCGAAUGCGCCUGCCCAAGAUUAACUUGCCAUCGUUCGCUGGCGAUUAUAACGCUUGGAGAUCAUUUCAUGAUCUUUUUACAACAAUGGUUGUCGACAACAACGAUCUGAUGAACGUCGAAAGAAUGCAUUAUCUAAAGACAUGUCUCAAAGGCGAUGCUGCAAGGCUCGUCACGAAUCUCAAGGUGACCGACGACACUUUCUUCAUUGCUUGGAAGACUCUAGUAACUCGUUACGAGAAUAAGCGGAUGCUUAUUUCCGCGCAGUUAGAUAAGCUGUUUGGAUUGAAACCCAUCAAAUCAAGAUCAGCUAAAGAGCUCAACACCAUUUUAGCCACGGUCACUGCAGCUCUUGGAGCCCUUGAGGCCUUGGAUUGUAAUACUAGUUCGUGGGACCCGUUCUUAGUGUAUCUCGUAGCACGUUUAUUGGACGCCGACACUCGUGAGGCGUGGGAGGUGAGAUUAGAUCCGUCCAUGUCUUAUCCGACGUUCAAGGAGUUCGAAGAAUUUUUGACCGGGCACACGAGAGCAUGGAAAAGUUUGACUUCCACCCUAGUCAAACCGAGUAAGGAAAAGAGUCGGUCGUCUUGGCCGCUAACCAAGCCCGAAGCUACUAGGUGUACAAAUAAGUUUCCGGGUUUUUUUGAUCAAUGA